Molecule: messenger RNA, 1793 nt
Organism: Abrus precatorius (Indian licorice)
Lineage: Eukaryota; Viridiplantae; Streptophyta; Magnoliopsida; Fabales; Fabaceae
Product: polygalacturonase At1g48100-like
Exons: 7
Coding region: 1-1632 (543 amino acids)
Biological process (GO): carbohydrate metabolic process
Molecular function (GO): polygalacturonase activity
Source: RefSeq, a predicted model, not a curated record
AUGAAGGGCUUGAGUUUCAGGGGUUUCACAUACAUGCUUCUCAUUGCAUUUCUCAUUUGGUCUUGCAAUUUUGAAGCCUGCAUUGCAAGAAGAGGUAAGCAUUGGAGUCAAAGCAGAGAUGUCUCAGUUUCUCAGUUUAAGAAGAAAGGAAAAACUUAUAGCAAUGGUCACCACAACAAAUACCAUGGUGGAGGAUCAAAACCAAAACCUCCAUCUCAUAAAACCACCCCAACAUUACCAAAGCCUCCACCAUAUAAAAGCACUCCCUCACCACCACCAAAUGAUGAUACCCCCCUAACUCCCCCACCAAAAGCUUACAAUGGUGGACAUUCUUCCACCUUUAAUGUGCUAGAUUUUGGAGCCAAGGGAGAUGGAAAAACUGAUGACACAAAGGCCUUUCAAGCUGCAUGGGCUGAAGCUUGUAAGGUAGAGGCAUCAACCAUGGUCAUCCCAGCAGAAUACGUCUUCUUGGUGGGGCCCAUUUCAUUCUCGGGCCCAUAUUGUAAACCCAACAUCAUUUUCCAGGUAAAUUCAGUUGUGAGUGAUGUUAAUAAGGUUAUAUUAUGUCAGCUUGAUGGCACCAUUGUUGCACCAACAAGUCCCAAUGUUUGGAGCAGAGGACUACUACAGUGGUUGGAAUUUACUAAGCUUGUGGGUAUCACCAUUCAAGGUAAAGGUGUCGUUGAUGGAAGAGGUUCAGUGUGGUGGCAAGAUCAUCCAUAUGAUAAUCCCAUAGAUGAUGAAGAAAAGCUCAUAGUCCCUUUAAACCACUCAGUAGGGAGACCCCCAAUGCCGAUUCAAAGUGAGAUGGGAGGAAAAAUGCCAUUCGUCAAGCCAACUGCACUGCGGUUCUAUGGGAGUUUUAAUCCAACAGUCACAGGCAUAACAAUUCAAAAUAGUCCACAAUGCCACCUCAAGUUUGACAACUGUAAUGGGGUUCUGGUCCAUGAUUUGAGCAUAUCAUCUCCUGGUGACAGUCCUAAUACAGAUGGAAUUCACCUUCAGAACUCCAAAGAUGUAUUGAUAUAUGGCAGCACUUUAGCUUGCGGAGAUGACUGUAUUUCUAUACAAACUGGAUGCUCAAACGUAUAUGUACACAAUGUCAACUGUGGACCAGGGCAUGGAAUCAGCAUUGGAGGUCUAGGAAAGGAUAACACCAGAGCCUGUGUCUCAAACAUUACUGUCAGGGAUGUCAACAUGCACAACACAAUGAAUGGUGUCAGAAUCAAAACAUGGCAGGGUGGAUCAGGCUCUGUACAAGGAGUGCUAUUCUCAAAUAUACAAGUUUCUGAAGUUCAACUCCCAAUAGUGAUUGACCAAUUCUACUGUGACAAAAGAAGCUGCCAUAACCAAACAUCAGCAGUGUCUCUGGCUGGAAUCAACUAUGAAAGGAUAAAGGGAACAUACACAGUUAAGCCAGUUCACUUUGCCUGUAGUGAUAGCCUACCUUGUGUAGACGUUUCAUUAACCACUAUUGAGUUAAAACCAAUUCAAGAACAAUACCAUCUAUAUGAUCCUUUCUGCUGGGAGACUUAUGGUGAAUUAAAAACUCCAACAGUCCCACCAAUUGCUUGUCUUCAGAUUGGGAAGCCAUCAAACAAUCGGAUUCAGACGGAUCAUGAUUUAUGUUGAUCAAUGUUAGAUAUAAAUUCAAAUGGUUAGCCAGCUAGAUAAAGUAUGUAUAUUGUAAAAAUGCUACUAUAUAGGAAAUUUUCUUCAUUAGGGUAACAGUGAUUUACCAUUGUGAGAGUAUACCGGCCCUGCUGUUUGCAAGAGGUCGAGAAUAGUAUAAU